CCUCGGAUGGGCCGGGGUUUCGGGGGGCCACAUACAGCUGACCCUUGGCCAACUCUGCCCAGCGGGGCCACCUGAAGACUCACUUCUAGGGAGGGCCCCACGAGGCUCCCGGGGGCCGCCGUGGCCUCUUUCUUGUGGGUGCAACGAUGCUCAUCGUGGCCGGCCUGUGCCCCCCGGGGCCCUCGGGACCCCCGCCGCCCCUGCUGCCCAAGCCAGGCAAGGACAACCUUCGUCUGCAGAAACUUCUGAGGAAGGCUGCCCGGAAGAAGAUGACCGGGGGCGGGGCCCCCGUGCCACUGGGGGCUUUCCGCACUUCCCUGUCCCCCGUGAGUGAGGCCAGCCACGACCAGGAGCCAACGGCCCCGCGCCCCGUGGAGGGCCCGCGCUCCGUGCCCGCCCUGCCCCGCUCCCCCCACCCCUCCAUCAUCCAGCACGUGGCAUCGCCUCUGCAGAAGUCCACAGCCCCCUUCAGCUUCACUCAGCACAGGAGCCUGGCUGCCCACUUCAAGGCCACGGGGCUCCGGCUCACGACACCGGCCCAGCACCCCACCCGGUCCCCCAGCGGCUUCACGCAGGUCUCGGCCCCCACAGCAGGGGCCACCCACGUCAGCCAGGUACACAUCCGGCUCGUGCCGUCCCCACAGGCCAGGACCCCGGAGCCCUGCCAGACGGCCCCAGAUGGGGGGCCUGGUGGGCAGGACAAGAACACGGUCCCGUACCCUCCUGGGACCCAGCCCCCGGCCCCCGCGGCCCACAUCUGCCCUCUGCCCACCGAGGCCCAGACUGCCGGUCCUUGCCCUGAGGCCCCCCCUCCUCAGUGCCCUGGCCCUGAGGCCUUGGUGCCCAGAGAGGGUGGCACUCGGCUUGUGGUGCCCAUAGUCCCCACCUACCGCUCACCAGGACCCUCGCCUCACAGGCCGGCCUCAGCUGAGCCCGUGGAGAAGCCCCCUGUGGCUGGCCUUGCCGCGGAGGCCGAGGCGGUCUCCAGUCCCCGGGGGGCCUCGUCCCCGGCCCCGCCCUCAGGCCCGCACCCAUACCCUGUCCCCAAAGUUGCACCGAGGCCCCGGCUGAGCGGCUGGACGCGCCUCAAGAAGCAGCUGAUGGAGGAGGCGGAAACAUCCCCGUGCCCGGGGCCAGAGCAGAGCCCAGAGGGCGGGGGGCAAGAGGUGACAGCCCCCGCCCUCCCAGCGUCCCGGCCCCCAGCCUCCCGGGCCUCCAGGAUGUGGGACGCGGUGCUGUAUCGCAUGUCAGUGGCCAAGUCCCAAGGCAGCCCGGCUGGGCCCAGGGAUGGGGCUUGUACCCUGGCCGGCCUGGGCCGCCUGCCCUUCCUGUGCAGGCCGCGAUUCAAUGCCCGGAAGCUGCAGGAGGCAGCCGCCCGGCCGCCUCCUACAGUCCACUGCGUCGUGGACCUGAACCCCAAGCCCAAGAACUUCAACCGGACGGCAGCUGGCUGGAGGCUCCAGUGACCGGUCAGGGCGGCACCGGGGCCCAGGACCGUGGUGUGGACAGAAGAGGGACAGGGGGUCCAGCUGGGGAGCCACGGCCACUGCAGAGGGCGCCAGGGCCGGCCGGACACCGGGCAGCCGGGAGGUGCGGGACGGACAGGCUGCAGCAGGAAGGACUGUGGCGGGGUGCGGCAGGGGCAGGUGGGGUCGGGGAGGAGGCCGGUCUCCACGGCAUGGACUGGGGCAGAGAAGCGGUCUGCACUGGGUUAGAAUAUAUAUGGGGGCUAACGGGGUAAAAUCACGCGCAAGAAGGAAGGAACACGGCUCAGUGAUGAGGCAGCAGGUAGAUGAGUCGGCCCCGCACAGCAGGGCCCAUGGCUCGGGACUCGGGGCAAGGAGGUGCAGGGGGGUGCCUGGGCUCCUGAGGGGCUGCGGGCCGGCAGGGCAGGGAGGAUGCUGGGGUUGGGUUCUGUGGUCCCCCCGCCCCUCCGGGAAAGAUGGGGGACAGAUUUAUGUUUGCUGUGCAGAGCGGGGCUGGCCAGGGCGACUCAGUUGUGCGUGGGCACCAGAGGCUGCAUCAGCAGUUGGACUGUCGUUCCUGACACAUGUGGGGGGUGGGGGGAGGCCAGACCCCAGGCUCAGCUCCUUUUGUUGCCCGCCUCUGAUUCCCCCGCCCGGGGGGCAAGGUGUGAGGGGGGCUCGCUGGCGGGAGAUGGGGGCGGGGCCCAGCUUCGAUGGCUGGGUAAGGACAGGUGUCCUUGGUCCCGGGGCAGGGGAGGCAGCAGAGGGGACCCCAGGCCUCAUGCGGCUUCGGGGCCCCCACGUCUGCAGUCCCCACUGACUCGAGACAGGGGCCAGGGCUCUGAUGGGGUCAGCAGUGAUGGCAGAGGGACACGGAGGUGCCUGGGUACAGGACUCAGGGGGGAAGAGACAGCCAGUAGGCGGCCAGCUGCAUCACGCAGGGCAUAAUGGGUGCUGUAAACGGAUCCUGGGACCCAGGCCACUAAUAAAGUGUGUCUAACCACGGCA
Acinonyx jubatus (cheetah) is the source of this 2474-nucleotide messenger RNA. It is a transcript of the gene PRR33, whose product is annotated as proline rich 33. The record is from RefSeq and is a predicted model, not a curated record. NCBI's taxonomy places the organism in Eukaryota, Metazoa, Chordata, Mammalia, Carnivora, Felidae. The coding region runs from base 147 to 1466 and encodes 439 amino acids. The transcript is spliced from 2 exons.